AUGUCUAUAAACGAAGUGCAUUUGAGCGAAGUUCAAAACUUUUUGGUAGAUAAUGGGCCCCUACCUAUUUACAGGACUCAUUACGAAGUAAAAGCGGGCGCGACAUGGAUGUUUUGGAGAAAACGAAGAUACGUCAUGGCACUGCUGGCCUUUUGGGGAUUUUUCGUAUCAUACGUCCUCCGCGUGAACCUGAGCGUCGCCAUCGUCAAGAUAUUGGCGAAUCAUACAAUCGUCGAUGAUAACGGAACCGUCAGUUAUUACCAAGAAUUCGACUGGGACUCGAGGCUUCAGGGUCACGUCCUCAGCUCGUUCUUCUACGGUUACAUAUGCACACCAUUGUUGGGCGGCUGGUUAGCCGCGCGAAUUGGUGGAAAACACGUCUUUGGUAUUGGCAUCGUCGCCACUUCUUUCUUCACUGUGUUGACACCCCCUGUGACUCGGUACAGUGUUUAUCUACUCAUGGCCGUUCGAGUCAUCGAGGGCCUUUUCGAGGUGAGUUUAAUUGAAUCGAGUAUAGAUUUCAUGAAUAAUCCCAAAACAAAAUUUAAGAUCGUACUUUAUGAAUCUCAUAAACAGGGUGUGACGUACCCAGCGAUCAACGCACUAGUGGCCAACUGGGCUCCACCUCUGGAACGUUCGCGGUUGGCCACAAUCACGUUCGCGGGUAGUUUUGUAGGGACUGUAGUUGCAAUGCCAGUUUGUGGACUCAUGGCUGAGAGGCUAGGUUGGCCCAGUCUAUUCUACGUCUUUGGAUCCACAGGCUUCUUAUGGUACUUGAUCUGGUGUUUUCUUAUAAGAGAUCGUCCAGAGGAAGAUCCCUGGAUUAACAAGGCUGAGCUAAAAUACAUCCGGGACAGUCUUAGAUCAUCGGAAUGCGAGCGAUCCAAACACAUAAGUCACCCAUGGCGUCAGAUGCUGCUGUCACCCGUGGUCUGGGCUAUCAUCACUGCCCACUUCAGCGAGAACUGGGGCUUCUACACCAUGAUUACCCAGUUGCCGACCUUCAUGAACGGUAAUUCAAUGAUUACGAAGCAAAACAUAACCUUAAUAUCCCUCCAUUGUUCGUGUGUUUAUUCGAAAGGUGGUCUGGACUUCACAUUGGAAACAGCUGGUUUUUUGUCCGCGUUACCGUACCUACUUGUAUCUCUAGUAAUGCUGGUGUCUGGUCAGUUAGCUGAUUGGUUACAAAGUCGGGGAACAUUUACCACGACUCAGGUGCGCAAACUCUUCAACUGUGGUGCUUUCGUUGCCCAGACGAUUUUCCUGGCAGCUACAGCCUAUUACAUGACACCCGUAAUUGCGAUAAGUUGUAUCACUGCUGCCAUCGCACUUGGAGGCUUUUCCUGGUCUGGGUUCAGUGUCAAUUACUUGGACAUCGCCCCAAAGCACGCGAGUGUACUCUGGGGUAUGGGAAACACGGUGGGAACGCUCCCUGGGAUUAUCAGUCCUGUUGUUACGGGUUACCUAGUCCCGAAUAAGACUCCUGACGAAUGGCGUAUCGUCUUCAUAAUCGCCAGUGUCAUUUACUUCGUUGGUGCACUUAUUUACGGAAUCUUUACAUCUGGUGAAGAACAGCAUUGGGCCAAAGUCAAAGACGAAAAAUCGAAUAGAAAUAAUCAAGCUCUUUAACUGAAAAGCCUAUGACAUGAUGAUUUUUGCGUUACAUCUGUAAGUUGUGUCAAGACUUUGAGCUGUGAACUAUCGAGUCUAAAUAGAAUGUUGAUUAUUUAUAACUAUUAAUUCAAUCGAGCAUUAAUAACGAAAUAGGGAAUCCUAAAAAUGUUUGUCAUAACGUAUAUACUUUGUAAUUAUACUGUGAGCUUAUUGCAGCUUUAUCGACUUUAGUAUAAUUAGGUCAGAUCUGGCGUCCAUUCCACUAAUUUAAAUGCGAAACUCAACACACCCGAUACUUAUGUGCAUACGUCCUGUAGGUGUGACAUAAUAGGCGAUAAUUUAAACUUUAUGAGUUGAUAAGAAUGAUAGGCGUCUAUACUUGACUAUGUAAUUCUAAUCGAAUAGACCAUCAUGUAACAUCGAGAACUGAUAAAUGGAGACUUCCAUUAUAUUUUCAAUUUUACUUGACUUUGAUGCAUGAUUUGAUAAUUGUACAAAUAAUUAAUUUUUACACCUUCAGAAGAGAAGAGAAUAUCAAUAAAGGCUACACGCCGAACGCUCUUCCAAGCGUGAGUGACAUUUACUAACAAAAAA
Molecule: messenger RNA, 2208 nt
Organism: Nasonia vitripennis (jewel wasp)
Lineage: Eukaryota; Metazoa; Arthropoda; Insecta; Hymenoptera; Pteromalidae
Product: sialin-like
Exons: 5
Coding region: 1-1629 (542 amino acids)
Biological process (GO): transmembrane transport; monoatomic anion transport
Cellular component (GO): plasma membrane
Molecular function (GO): transmembrane transporter activity
Source: RefSeq, a predicted model, not a curated record